This is a messenger RNA of Panicum virgatum (switchgrass), 1746 nucleotides long. Its product is annotated as probable auxin efflux carrier component 5a. Gene Ontology annotation, biological process: auxin polar transport; auxin export across the plasma membrane. Bases 417 to 1502 code for a protein of 361 amino acids. The transcript has 5 exons. The record is from RefSeq and is a predicted model, not a curated record. NCBI's taxonomy places the organism in Eukaryota, Viridiplantae, Streptophyta, Magnoliopsida, Poales, Poaceae. Gene Ontology annotation, cellular component: endoplasmic reticulum; plasma membrane. Gene Ontology annotation, molecular function: auxin efflux transmembrane transporter activity.
UACCUCCCUAUCUCUAAACCUCACAUCUCGCUUUCGUGCUUAUCGUCGCUGAUAUUUAUUCCAUGCUCUCGUUUCAACGGCCAGGAUCCACCGACCCAUGCAUGCACCCCUAGCUAGCCCAAUUGCCCCUUGUUGCUGACGCUACCUGCAUGCACCUGACGUCGUCGGCUUCCUUCUAUAGCUAGAGCUCGCGCUCUAUAAAACUCUCCACCCCACACACCCUGCCUCUCACACUGCACAUCGCUUCGCACUGUUCCUUCUAUAGCUAGCUUUGCUUGCUGCUGACCGGAUUCUUCAUCGAUCGUCACCUAGCUAUCUAGCUAGUAGCUAGCUGAAAGCGCUAGCUCGAUCGAGAGAGGAAGAAAUCCAUAAUUAAACAAGCAGCAAGCAACCUGCUGCAGCCAGCGAUCGAGACGAUGAUCGGGUGGGGCGACGUGUACAAGGUGGUGGCGGCGACGGUGCCGCUCUACUUCGCGCUGUUCCUGGGGUACGGGUCCGUGCGGUGGUGGCGCAUCUUCACGCGGGAGCAGUGCGACGCCGUGAACCGCCUGGUGGCCUUCUUCGCGCUGCCCUUCUUCACCUUCGAGUUCACGCUGCACACGGACCCGUUCCAGGUCAACUACCGCGCCGUCGCCGCCGACGUCAUCUCCAAGGCGGUCAUCGUCGCCGUCAUCGCCUGCUGGGCCAGGUUCGCCGCCGCCAAGGGCGCCGGCUGCGCCGUCGGCUGGUCCAUCACCAGCUUCUCCCUCUCCACGCUCACCAACUCGCUCGUCGUCGGCGUGCCCAUGGCCCGGGCCAUGUACGGCGAGUGGGCCCAGCAGCUCGUCGUCCAGCUCUCCGUCUUCCAGGCCAUCGUCUGGCUCACGCUCCUGCUCUUCGUGCUCGAGGUCAGGAAGGCCGCCAUCGGCAUGUACGUCGCCGCCGCAGACGACUCCUCGGCGGCCGUCAAGGACGUCGAGGCCGCCGCCGGUGCCGCCGUGCCCGUCUCCAUCGUCGGCGGCAAGCCGUCGCUCUGGGCGCUCGUCAAGGUGGUGGCGCACAAGCUGUCGCGCAACCCCAACACGUACGCCAGCUUCGUCGGCAUCACCUGGGCCUGCGUCGCCAACAGGCUGCACAUCGAGCUGCCCAGCGCCUUCGAAGGCUCGGUGCUCAUCAUGUCCAAGUCAGGCACAGGAAUGGCCAUGUUCAGCAUGGGGCUGUUCAUGGCGCAGCAGGAGAAGGUGCUGGCGUGCGGGCCGUGCUUUGCGGCGCUGGGCCUCGUGCUCAAGUUCGCGCUCGGCCCGGCCGCCAUGGCCAUCGGCUCCAUCGCCGUCGGCCUCCGCGGCGACGUCCUCCGCGUCGCCAUCAUACAGGCUGCACUACCUCAAUCCAUCACAUCAUUUAUAUUCGCAAAAGAAUAUGGGUUGCAUGCUGAUGUUCUCAGUACUGCGGUUAUUUUUGGGAUGCUUGUCUCCUUGCCGUUGCUAGUUGGAUUUUAUAUUGUUUUAGAGUUAAUUAGAUAGACAAGGGUGCACAGUGUUAAGCCUACUGAUGAAACUCGUUCUUCCCUUGAAGCUGCCCAAACAUGCAUACUGACAACAAGUGCUAAGAAAUGUCUGCUGCUUUCUUUCCUCAUUGCACAAAACUGCAAAUGGAGUUAUUGAGUAAUAUCAAAUAUGUUUUGACAUGUAUUAUGUACGAAGAAUGCUUAUUCAUUCUGUUACUAAAAUGAAUGUGUAGCAUGCAGAUUUGAUUUUGGUUUUGUUA